This is a messenger RNA of Drosophila ananassae, 2388 nucleotides long. RefSeq lists its product as uncharacterized. The record is from RefSeq and is a predicted model, not a curated record. Lineage: Eukaryota; Metazoa; Arthropoda; Insecta; Diptera; Drosophilidae. The transcript has 3 exons. The coding region runs from base 380 to 2083 and encodes 567 amino acids.
GGAGGUCGAUAACCAGCCCCCCAUCGGUCCGUCUCUAACGCGAAAUAAGUAACGCCAAAGCAGAAUCAAAAGAAAGCAAAAAGAAAACGGAGACCUUCGAGCGCCAAGUUGAUCCUGAUUACCUUCUAGUCCAGCACGUCUCCUGGCAUCUGGGCCAUCGGUGGUUGUGGGGCUUAAUUCGCGCGUGAACGUGUGGAGAACCCUCCAUGUCUGUAUGUGUUUGUGUGCCAGUGCAUGAGUGUGUGCGUGGAUCUUGGCGAGAAUCUUUAGAACUUGGCAGUCCCUCGAAGGCGAGUGGAGUUGUAAACAUAAACAAACCACAUUAGAUGUGAGUGCGGAACCGGAGCUCGGAGCUCGCAACAGCAACAGCAGAAGCAACAUGUCCUCGUCGACGCCAGAGCGCAAGCGCUACCACAAGGACAACGCGCCCACGGACGAUAUUCUGACGCUGAUCAACCUGGUGCGCCAGAAUCCGGCGCUCUACAACUACAAGCUCCAGCCGAACCAGCGCCGCCGUUCCGAUGUCCUCAACGGCUGGCAGGAGGUGGCCCAGCAGAUUGGCAACAAGUACACCGUGCAGGAGGUGAGGCGCAAGUGGAAGAACCUGCGGGACACCUACCACCAGUACCGCCUCCGCACGCCCAAGUGCAUCGAGGGCCGGCUUUCCAAGUGGCGCUACGCCAAGGAGCUGGACUUCCUGUCGACGGUGUACCAGCCCAAGCUGAAGUCCCACCGCACCACACUGAGCUAUGAGACGACGAGCAGCAGUGGAAAUGCGACCGUAGGCACCGCGAGCGCCAACAGCACAACUCUGCCCAUCGGGGCCAUGCUCCACCUGAAGCAGCACGUUGAGGACGAGGAUGAUGAGGUGGUGGAUGAUGAUGUACAGUCGGAUCCGGACACGGCCACUGUCUCCUCCCACCACGGGGCCUCGCAGAUCACCUUGGUUAGCGAGGAGGCGGAGACCUUUAUCCUGACCGCCUACGAGGAGGGCGUAGCGGAUGACUCAGUAUCGCAGCACCACCAUCAGCCACACAGCCACCACCAGCACCACCACCACAGUCACCACCAGCCGCACCAUCACCAGCACCACCACCACAGCCACCACCAGUCGCAGCACGACCGCAGCAUCUCCAGCAUCGAGCUCUCGCAGCUAGCACAUGACGACGACGUGGUCGAUGAUGUGGACGACGACGAUGACGACGUGGACGGGCAUGUGGUGGACAUCGUGAAGCACGAGCUGGACGAGGACGGAGCUACCGGGGCGGAGGUCGACUACGAGGAGGUGUGUCUCUACGAGGAGGCCAGCGGGGCCCAUGUGGACUGCGAGAUGGGCGUGGGAGAUGCCGUCGACGGGAGCAGCGAUGUGGUGUCGCUCGGCAAGGGCUUUCACUACAUCGACGCCCACGACUUCUGCAUAUCGGACAUAGAGCCCCAGACGGUGCGCAGCAGCAAGCACCAGUUCCAGCCGUCGACCAGCGCCUCCAACAGUGUGCUGGCGGGAGGAGCUGUGGUGGGCGACGGCAAGCUGAAGAAUCUCACGCUGGUGACGACCACGGCGACAGGUGGAAACACAACAGGAGGUGGCCCACAAGGAGUCUCGCGGACAGAUCAGAUUUCCCUGGUGGAUGUCACCGAAGCCACCAGCACCAGUGUCACCAUUUCCAGCACUCCGGCCGUAUCUCUGAACGCAGCCACUGUGACAACGACGCCGGCGCCAGCUCUAUGCAACACGACAUCCUUUACAGCGACGCCCACGGCGACGAUUCUGCAGCUGCCAAACUUGAACUGCGGCGCCGGUGGGGGCGGCAGCGGAUCGGGCGCUUCCGUCGGAUGCGGCGGAGUUCCCUUGUCCGUGAGUGCGGCCAGCAGCAGUACCACCAAUCUGAUCAAGGAGGAAGAGUUCCAGCAGCAGCAGCAGCUUGCCCAGGCCCUGGCAAAGCGGGACGAACUGGAUCUGUUCUUUGAUUUCCUCAAGAAGAAGAUGCAGUGCUUCAGCAAGACCCAGAUCACGCACAUCCAGAUGGAGUUCCUCAACUGCGUCAGUCGGCAGGAGUCGGCCGAGCAGGAUGGCAAGGAUUAGAUUCCGACCCCCGGUCGCCCACCCCAGUAGUUGCGUAGUUUAUUUUUUUCAGUGUUUAGGAUUAGGACUCGUACCGUUUACCAGUUUACAAGAUUCCGGACCCAGUUGCGGGGUCUUCGGCUAGCUUUACCGCCCAUCUCUCCAUCCCUCGUCACCCCAAGGGACUCUCCGCUAAGAGCCCCCGUAGUCCCCGUCGUCGCGCCACCCGCACCAGCCAGUCGCUUUUGCAUAUUGUUUAUAUGUAGCUCAGCGUUAUAUACAAUUAUUUCAUGUAAGUGUAUAAUAAAUCGAUUCUCGAAAAGUAA